Molecule: messenger RNA, 1160 nt
Organism: Rosa chinensis
Lineage: Eukaryota; Viridiplantae; Streptophyta; Magnoliopsida; Rosales; Rosaceae
Product: B-box zinc finger protein 20
Exons: 2
Coding region: 361-1011 (216 amino acids)
Biological process (GO): photomorphogenesis; regulation of DNA-templated transcription
Cellular component (GO): nucleus
Molecular function (GO): zinc ion binding
Source: RefSeq, a predicted model, not a curated record
UCUCCAAAUUCACAUAUUCUUGGAAAUAUCACUAAAACCUUUUGGGUUAAAUAGAAUAUUGGCCAAGAAAAGCCUGGUUGCUACCUCGAUCUUUACUCAAAUCUGUAUGUAUAUAUACAGUUAGAGAGAAAGACACGGCAUUUAGAGCUUUCUCAAAGGGUGAAAGCACCCUAGCUCACAGAGAUCUUAGCUGCUCUCUCUCUCUCUCUCUCUGGUCCCUGAAAAUCCAAAACCCCAUAACUUAUUUGUCCUGCACAUCCCAUCUCUCCACCAUAACCCCAGUCUUCGCACCCAUCAACUACUUAAAAAGAUCAAAGACAAAGACAAAGAGCAGAGCAGAGAAUCAAUCCAAGUGAAGAAAUGAAGAUCCGGUGCGAUGUGUGUGACAAAGCUGAGGCCACUGUGUUCUGCUCAGCAGAUGAAGCAGCUCUCUGCGAUGUCUGUGAUCGCCGUGUUCACCAUGCAAAUAAGCUUGCAAGCAAACACAAGCGCUUUUUUCUUCUCCAACCAACUUGCAAAGAUUCCCCUCAUUGUGAUAUCUGUCAGGAAAGGCGCGGAUUCUUCUUCUGUCAAGAAGACAGAGCAAUUCUUUGCAGGGAAUGUGACCAUUCAAUCCACAACGCCAAUGAACACACUAAGAAACACAACAGGUUUCUUCUCGCUGGUGUAAAGCUCUCUGCUGAUUCUACUCUGUAUCCAACUUCAUCAUCAUCAUGCUCUACCUUCUCUGAUGACAUAGUCAUCAUCAACAGUAGUGAUCAUGCAAGAGUAGCCUCCAAGUCAUCAACAAAGAGACCUAGAACAAGAUGCAAUGAACAAAAAUUGUCAUCCUCAUCAUAUAAGGUAGAGGAGAAUUGUUCUAUCAAUGACAAUGGUUCGGUGAUUUCAACAAACAGCAUAUCCGAGUACUUGAUGGGAGAUCAGAUCACCGAGUGGCGUGUGGAAGACCUUCUUGAUGUCUCAUUUGAAUUUGAUUGUUUCUGUGAGGUUGGAAGUGCACCUUACAUGUAGAGAGCUAACAAUAUCACUUUUGCAGAUAUUGCUUCUGGGAAAUGUUAGUUUUACUUGUUGGAACAAUCCAACUCUUUUUUUCAAUUUUUUUUUCUUUGUUUCCAAUUCAAUCACAUUCUCAUGUGUGAGAUUCGUGAUAUCUGAACCCU